Molecule: messenger RNA, 2077 nt
Organism: Tricharina praecox
Lineage: Eukaryota; Fungi; Ascomycota; Pezizomycetes; Pezizales; Pyronemataceae
Exons: 2
Coding region: 310-1965 (551 amino acids)
Source: RefSeq, a predicted model, not a curated record
ACGAACACGCGCACAACACACACGCUCUCAUCUCCCUCCCCAGUACCAGCACCGAGAUAGUUACCUACCUCUAACUUCCGCACAAAUCCAAUCCAUCUUGAUCCUUACAUCGACCCACCCAAUCCCUCCUCUCCACUACCCCCAGUUCGCAUCUAUCCCAACUCAGCAAUAUUCGUCGGAAAAAAAAGGAAUCGAGGAUAGCCACUUACAGCGUCAUCGCCCACUCAUCCUACUAGUAGGCACCGCGCCAGUCGUGCCGCGUCAUCGAUUAUCGUUCAAUCAUCUGCAACUACAUACACAUCGCACAACAUGCAUCCCCCAACUCCCAGAAGCACUCCGUCGCCGACCACAGAGAAGGAGCCGUCGAAAUCGCCAUUGCCGUCGUACGUAUCGCCGGCACCGUCAUUGCAAUCAUCAAAGAGCCCGUCGGUUGCGUCGGAAUCGUCAUCCCAUCAACGCAAACGUCAGCGAAUCGACAAUGGAUCGUCGCGAACUCCCUCGCCUGCACCCUUGACGCCUCCACACUCAUCCCAUGCAUCGCCCGUCCCCGAGUCGCCUGCCGCCCCCUACCAACUCCCCAAGCCGCGCGCAAACUUCAACUCGCUCUCGCCGGAACUCCAGAAACACAUCAUCACCGACUUGGUCGCGCUGACGGUGACACCGCUCGAGGAAAUCCCCGACUAUGCGUCCACCCAACAGGACCCCCGUUACAUGAACCAGCCCAUGCUCAUGCUCCUGCAUCGUUACCGAGUCCUGACCAAGCUAUCGACCGUCAACUCGUUCUGGCGCGCAACCAUCGCGCCGAUGAUUGCGCGCGGACCCCGGAUCGUUGUCAGUGCGCGCGAGCUAAGCGCGUUGGCGGGAAACGAGUACGACAUCCCGGGCAAGACGGUGAUUCGCCCCCUAGUGCCCCGCAACGCGUGGUAUGGCAGCUAUCAGCCAAGCAACGAUGGACUUCCCAAGAGAGUUCGCACCAAGAACUCGGCGUCUAUAGAUACGCGAGAGGCCGUUUGCUGGAUGACGAACCUACCGUGGAGGCAGGAUAAUUCCGAGAUUGGCCAGAGAUGGCCGCGUUGGUAUAUCUUGGACUGCAUGCGUUACGAUCUCGAAGACCUGAAGGUCGAGAGGCUGGGUCUUCUCGCGGCACAGCAAGCGCUGCUGGCCGAUGCUUUAAACGCAACGAUCCCGAAUCACGAAAGGAUCACUAAGCUCCACCUUGAAGUGCACCAUCCAAUGGGUUUUGUGCGCCCCUUUGAAGAACGGUUUGAGAAUCUCUACCGUCACUCCCCCGAGACGCAGCACCUUUGCCCACGUUUGCUCUACCACAAGGACACGCUUGAGUCCCUGUCGUUCCGCAACGUCGCCAUCUGCUCCACGCUCGAGCCAAUGGCGUUUACGAGACUACAGAACCUGGAUCUCUACUUCGUCAACAACUGGCCUGGCCUGUGCCAGGACCAUUUCCCGGAUCCGCAUGAUCGGGAGUACAAUUCGAUCGCUGCUGAGGUCGACGGUCUGUACUACACGUUGAGAAAACUGAUCUGCAACAAGCCACACGUCCGCGUUUGGGUGGCGACGACGUUCGAUCGUCAGAACCCCAAGACCAAAGACUACGUGUGCGAUCACGCACUCCUCAUACACAGCCACAAUGGGCAGACGUUCCUCAACCCCAACGAGACGGAGUACUGGUGGCUCAUCAGGGACGGAGCUCUUCCGGUCCCGGAAGAAGAUGAGGAGGAAGACUACAGCGAUGCCGAUUGGGUCGAGGACGAGGUCAUCUCGAUCAAAGAUGACGACGAGGACGAAGACACCGAGCAGGCGGACGAAGGGGAAGAAGAAGAUGAAGACGGAAAGGCAAAGGGCCGCCGUCCCACUACCCGUGCGAGCGGAAGUGAGAGGAAGAUUGCGCCCGCGCCCGCUGCUGCUCCUGUAGCAACGCAGGCUCACAGGCCGUUGAAGAUCCGUUGAUGAUUGGGGACGAGCACCAUCAUAUCUGUGAGGCAUGAUUUGAAAAUUUGGGGUUGGGUUUGGGGUUGGGGCUAGGCUAGGUUGGGUUGGGAUUAGACCGGUGUUAUGGCGU